Paramuricea clavata is the source of this 1430-nucleotide messenger RNA. The record is from the annotation of a GenBank genome assembly. Lineage: Eukaryota; Metazoa; Cnidaria; Anthozoa; Malacalcyonacea; Plexauridae.
AUGACCCUGGAAAAACCACUGUGUCCCGAAGAUGGGGUAAAGGAGGACUUACCUAUGUCCCCGGAAGAACCAUGGUGUCCCCAAGACGAGGUAAAGGGGAGGUUACCUAUACCCCUAGAAGGACCACUUUGUCCCCAAGACGUUGCGAAGCAGGAAUUAGAAGGCAAAAUUAAAAACAAAAUAUUUACCAUCUUUAAUAAGUACUCGGCGUCAUUUGAUGGCGGACAAAAAACAUAAUCCAAGGAAGAGGUAGGCAAUGUGGCGAGGUUGCUAUACCAGGUCGACAAAAAUGUCAAUGACUGCUCUCUGCUGUGGCGACCGGAGUCUGUUGCCAUGAUCAGACAGCGAAGGAAACAAUUUUCGAGAAUCUCCUAAACAACCCGGUACGCUAACUCAUUAUCUAUCCUCGUAUACUUCAUUUCUCAAAUUUGCCAAGUCAUAUUCUUUAUCACAGUGUUCUUUGAUCACAAUUGAACAACAGGACAUAAACAAAAUCGAUGCCACACUAGUAAAUAUAAAAAAAUGGGUGAAAAUUAUAAACAAAGACAAACGUUGUAGAGCGCACAAACUAAGAUUGCGCGAUAAACAAUUGUUGAUUGCACCUGAAGCACACCAAAGGGUUUUAGACUUCAACAAGUCUUUGCAAGUUCGCAAUGAUUUCCUUCAACUGUCGGCCGACUCUAUUGUCACAGACAAUAUUUUUAUAGAAUUCAGAGAUUACCUAAUUUUAUCACUUCAACUCAGGAAAGUGCAGCGACCCGACGCCAUUGCAAACCUCACUGUGGAGCAGAAAUUUGUGAUAACGGUGAAGGGAUUCUCUAAUGGUAACACACACUUGGCAACAUAAAACAUCCGGCAAUGGACCAGCACCAUUAGUUUGGAGUAAAACAGACUUUGAUAUGGGCUGUCUUUAUCUCAGAUAUCUACGCCCUGAAUUUGCAAUGUCUUCAUCACAGGGAACACAAUUCGAAAAUUAUUUCUUUCUGACAAUGUCAGACUUACAUUGUAAAAACGUUACGCAGCAAGUAAACAACAUUGCUGCAUGUCUUUGUCCCAAUUCAGAUGUCCAUUUUACAGCUACAAUUAUUCGCAAGACUGUAGUGACCACACAGCGUGAACUUUCUCGCAAAUGCAAUGCAAACAUAGAAAGUGGGCAUCUAGCUAAUGCGAUGACACACUUACCAUCAACUUCAGAAACAUAUGCUCUUCAGGACAGAACUGAAGACGCAAUUAACACAUAUAAAUUUAUCAAAAAUCAAGUCCAUACCAACAUCGAACCAGAGUCUGACGAACCAGUGGAACAUCCACAUACACCAGACAAGUCAACCUCCACUACGAAUGUGAACCAGUCAAAUUUAUCAUCGCCAUCAUGUUCAAUACCACCAUCAUUUCAACCACCAAGCAAAUCAUUUGCAAAAACGUGUAGUUGA